AUGUACAUACACACACAGACACAUGUACACACACAUACAUGUACAUACACGCAAACACAUGUACAGAUACACACAGAUACAUGUACAUACACACACACACACACAUACAAAUACACACGUACACACACACACACAGCCCUAUAAAAAGUUGCAGUACUUCGUUACGUUCACUCACAGAACCGGGUACUGCAUUCUAAGGGGAGGCAGAGAGCACAGCACACACUCCUUCCUUUGCUUUCACUUUGCUCAACUAUUGAGCAGUCUGAUGGCUCCCAGUGCCAGUGACAGAUCCGGCCCUGAGUUCCGA
Molecule: messenger RNA, 307 nt
Organism: Staurois parvus
Lineage: Eukaryota; Metazoa; Chordata; Amphibia; Anura; Ranidae
Source: the annotation of a GenBank genome assembly